Molecule: messenger RNA, 3140 nt
Organism: Oryzias melastigma (Indian medaka)
Lineage: Eukaryota; Metazoa; Chordata; Actinopteri; Beloniformes; Adrianichthyidae
Product: protocadherin alpha-8-like
Exons: 1
Coding region: 365-2740 (791 amino acids)
Biological process (GO): homophilic cell-cell adhesion
Cellular component (GO): plasma membrane
Molecular function (GO): calcium ion binding
Source: RefSeq, a predicted model, not a curated record
CGGUGACUGUUGUAUAUUUUUUGGAAUAUUUAUGACACAAUAAUCAGCAUUCUUACCGCUUCUUUAAAUUAGAUGUGAGUUUGAAUUUGUCCAGUAGAUGUCAGUGUUACUAUGGAGAAGUAUUUCAUCCUCAUUGAGAGGCGAGAAUUUCCCUGUAGGGGUGUGCUUUCGGUCCGAACACAAAGGCGGUGGUCAUUUCGGAUGACACUUGCUCGUUUUUGCGUGGAUCUUCCUUCAUUUGAUUUUUACGUGAAACAGGACUAUAAAAUCACGGGGUAUAUCUUUUUUUCUUUCUCUUCUUUCAUUUUUUCCAACGUUUUCAAGGACGCUUUUUACAUUUUGAAACAAAGAACCAGACAGCGGAAUGAUGUCUGCGUCGCAUAUCCUGCUCUUCACGCUCCUGUUUUGUUGCGGGGAGCGGAUUCUUGCUCAGUUAAAGUAUUCGAUUCCAGAGGAGGUUAAAAAGGGAGCUUUGGUCGGAAAUGUUGCCAAGGAUCUGGGACUCGAUGUGAGCGCAUUGAAGAACCGGCGGUGCCGUAUUGUUUCCGAAGCUCAGGACGGACUGUUUGAGGUGAAUCCGAUCGACGGCCUUUUAUACAUUCAUGAGAUUAUCGACCGCGAGAAGCUCUGUGACACAAAUACUGACUGUUUCGUUGAUCUAAAGAUUGUUGUGGAAAAUCCCCUUGAAAUCCAUUAUGUCACAGUGGAAAUAUUAGACGCUAACGACCAUGCGCCGAGUUUUUCUGAAAAACAAAAGCUCAUAGAAAUUGCAGAAUCGACAGCACCUGGAGCCCGCUUUCAGCUACCAGGGGCCCGUGAUCCAGACGUGGGAGUAAAUUCUGUUCAGCGAUACAAACUCAGCCAAAAUGAUCAUUUUAAUUUGGCAAUCCGAGAGAGUGGGGAUGAUAAAAUCCCCUUUCUGGUGUUGCAGAAACAGCUGGAUAGAGAAAAAAAAGAAAACCACAGUUUGAUCCUAACUGCUGUGGAUGGAGGUACACCAUCAAAAUCAGCUUUUUUAAAUCUUACAGUCAAAGUUCUUGAUAAUAAUGAUAACAGACCAGUGUUUUCCAAAGACACCUACUCUGUUACAUUACAAGAAAAUGCUCCUUUAGAUAAAAUUAUUUUAAAAGUGCAAGCAACUGAUCCAGAUGAAGGACCGAAUGGAGAUGUGGAGUAUGCUUUUGGGGGUGACAUGAAUUCAGUUGUAUUAUUUGCUAUAGACAGAAACACAGGUGAAAUCCGGGUUAAAGGACAGAUUGACUAUGAGACCGCUGAUGUUUACAAGUUAGAUGUUCAAGCUUCUGACAAAGGCCAGCCCCCUAUGACCACUGACUGUAGAGUGAUAAUAAAAGUACAAGAUGUUAACGAUAAUGAGCCAGAAAUAAUGGUAACAUCUCUGUCCAGCAUGGUCCCAGAGGACUCCAAGCAUGGGACUGUUGUUGCUUUAAUCAGUGUUAAAGACAGCGAUUCAGGCGUGAACGGCAAAAUUAUAUGUCGUCUAACAGAAAAUGUGCCGUUUGAGUUGAAACCAUCUUUUAAAGAAAAUGUGUUUUCAUUAGUAACAAAAAAGGCUCUUGACAGAGAGACAGUAUCACAUUAUGAUAUUACUUUCACAGCUACUGACCGUGGAGAACCUCCUCUUUCUACAUCCAGAAUAUUAAACAUUGAAAUAUCGGAUGUUAAUGACAACAUCCCAGAGUUUCCAAACAAUCCCUUACAACUAUAUUUGAUUGAAAACAACUCUCCAGGAAAAUCCAUAUUUUCGGUGAGUGCAGUUGACAAAGACUUAAAUGAGAACGCAGCUGUUUCCUAUCAUUUAAUCAGAGGUGAGGGAGGCCAUAAAGACUUGACAUCUUUUCUCAACAUCCAAACAGAAACAGGAGAAAUUUCUGCUCUGAAAAGUUUUGACUUUGAAAGUGUGAAAACGUUCCAGUUCCACGUUGUUGCCACAGACUCUGGAAGUCCUCCUCUGAGCAGCAACGUGACAGUGAACGUGUUCAUUCUGGAUCAGAACGACAACGCUCCAGUCAUCCUGUAUCCAGUCAGCUCCAACGGUUCUGCUGAAGGGGUGGAGGAGAUUCCCCGCAACGUGAACGCAGGACACUUGGUGACUAAAGUGCGAGCCUAUGACGCUGAUAUAGGAUAUAACGGCUGGCUGCUGUUCUCACUGCAGCAAGUGACUGACCACAGUCUCUUUGCUUUGGACCGCUAUACAGGACAGAUCCGAACUCUCCGCUCGUUCACAGAGACAGACGAGGCUGAACACAAACUGCUCAUCCUGGUCAAAGACAAUGGCAACGUUUCCCUCUCAGCAACAGCUACUGUCAUUGUCAAACUUGUGGAGCCCAAAGAGGCUUUUGCAGCUUCUGAUGUUCAAAGUCCAGCAGCGGAGGAUGAAGACAGUCACGUGACUUUCUACCUCAUCAUCACUUUGGGCUCCGUUUCCCUGCUGUUUCUCAUCAGCAUCAUCGUGCUGAUUGCAAUGCAGUGCUCCAAGUCCACAGACUAUACUUCCAAAUAUCUGCCAGAGCCCAAUUAUGAUGGAACACUGUGUCACAGCAUCCAGUACAGAUCUGGAGACAAACGCUACAUGUUAGUGGGACCCAGAAUGAGUGUUGGAUCUACCAUAGUUCCUGGAAGUCACGCAAACACACUUGUGCUUCCUGAUAGGAGGAAAACUUCAGAUGAGGUAAGGACUUUGUUUCAAGGCAAAAAGUUUUCUUUUUUCUUUGGAAAUUAAUUUCUUCCAAAAACUGAGUUUAUCAGUUUACAGUUAAUAAUUUAUCUGUUUUUGGAUCAAAUCCAGUUGAAGGUUUUUUGAGUAUUAAUGGAUCAAUGUUAGUUUUUUAAGGUUUGAGGCAGUCUUGCCAUGCAUCGCUGUUUGUUUGGUGCUGACAUGUCUUCUCAACGUUGAUGUUUUAACACACAGUGUGCCUAUUUAUUUUGUCACGAUUCUUAGAUGGUAGCUUUUUUUUUUUUAUCCUGGAGGAACAUUGCUCGAACAACAUAGUUUGUUGCAUUGAUUUGGCUUGUUGUCUGUAUUGUUUUGCAGAUUAGCCUAUACUGUGGUUAUUUUUUUAAAAUCAGUUUUUAAAUAUUUCACAUGUUUCUUCUGGAGCUAAAAUGUUCCAAAACCUUUU